Messenger RNA from Coregonus sp. 'balchen', 11562 nucleotides. Lineage: Eukaryota; Metazoa; Chordata; Actinopteri; Salmoniformes; Salmonidae. The record is from the annotation of a GenBank genome assembly.
AUGAAUAACACGCUGAACCAACAUUAUGAGGAGAAGGUGCGUCCCUGUAUAGACCUUAUCGACUCCCUGCGCUCGCUUGGUGUGGAGAAGGACCUUGCGCUGCCUGCCAUCGCCGUGAUAGGGGACCAGAGUUCUGGAAAGAGCUCAGUGCUGGAGGCGCUGUCUGGGGUGGCUUUGCCAAGGGGGAGUGGUGAGUGAUAAUUCAUGAAACUGAAAUGACAAAUAUUUAUCAUCUAUCAAAGUCUCAGAGAGGUUGAAUAAGUGAGCCUAUAUUGAUUUGAUUAUCAUUUGAUCUCUAAUUUGUUAUGUUAAAGGGAAGUUCACACCGAUUCAUUCCAGGGUUUUUAUAAUUUUUUUACUAUUUUCUACAUUGUAGAAUAAUAGUGAAGACAUCAAAACGAUGAAAUAACACAUAUGGAAUCAUGUAGUAAACAAAAAAGUGUUAAACAAAUAUAUAUUUUAUAGUUGAGAUUCUUCAAAGUAGCCACCCUUUGCCUUGAUGACAGCUUUACACAAUCUUGGCAUUCUCUCAACCAGCUUCAUGAGGUAGUCUCCUGGAAUACUUUUCAAUUAACAGGUGUGCCUUGUUAAAAGUUAAUUUGUGGAAUUUAUUUCCUUAAUGCGUUUGAGCCAAUCAGUUGUGUUGUGACAAGGUAGGGGUGGUAUACAGAAGAUAGCCCUAUUUGGUAGACGACCAAGUCCAUAUUAUGGCAAGGACAGCUCAAAUAAGCAAAGAGAAAUGACAGUCCAUCAUUACUUUAAGACAUGAAGGUCAGUCAAUCUGUUUUCUAACAUGCUUUAGACACAUUUUCAUAAUGCAUUGUGGUCAAUGAUUGAUGACUCAGCAAAAUGUGUCUACCAAUUUUCUCUAAAACAAGAUGUCAAAUGCAUUGGGGGAUCAACUACAAGUACAGAGAGAUGGAAUAUUGCACAAUUUCAUUUUAUCGUACUGGACAUUUUUGUAUAUGGGCUGUUUUUCUCUGGGUUUCAUUUAUUCUCUUUCACUCUAACUCCUCCUCUGUCAACUCUGACAGGUAUUGUAACACGAUGCCCUCUCGAGCUGAAGAUGAAGAGGAAGAGAGAAGGAGAGGAAUGGCAUGGAAAAAUCAGCUACCAAGACCAUGAGGAGGAGAUUGAGGACCCCUCUGAUGUGGAGAAGAAAAUUCGAAAAGGUGGGUGCGGUCACUCUCAUUGACCCACUCUCAUUACCUCAAGUGUCUAAACUGAGUCACUAUUCUUCACUAACAUACUAUUUUUAUCUAUACCUAAAAUCAUUCAAAAUAUAUCAUUAACUGUUGGUACAGUUAAUUAUUUCUAAGGCACCUGUAUUCUUGUUCCCCCCUCCAGCCCAGGAUGAAAUGGCAGGCGUGGGGGUGGGUAUCAGUGAUGACCUCAUCAGCCUGGAGAUUGGCUCCCCUGAUGUCCCAGACCUCACACUCAUCGACCUGCCAGGCAUCGCCCGGGUAGCUGUCAAGGGUCAACCUGAGAACAUUGGUGAACAGGUACACCACUCCACCCCACCCUCAAUGUUAGUGGGAAAACACUGUGCAUUUUUAACCCCAGUCUUAGAACAGAAACCAAGUCCCCCCACGACAUGUUAUGUAUAAUAAUAUUUGACAUUUUCAGAUUAAGAGACUGAUACGGAAGUUCAUCACAAAGCAAGAAACAAUUAGCUUGGUGGUUGUGCCAUGCAACGUUGACAUAGCAACCACAGAGGCUUUGAAGAUGGCACAAGAGGUGGACCCUGAAGGAGAAAGGACAUUAGGUAAUCCACCCUUUAAUAUUUACUCAACUAUUAUGAAGCAAGCUCUUGUGUAAUGGUGGUUAUAAACCAUGUUUGUCAAGGCCGGGCGUAGGUGUGGUGUGGAAUCAAUUGCAGGAUGCAGAUGCAUGUCCAAAAACACUUUAAUAAAGUCCACAGAAACAACGGCUAUAAACAGAGCCGGUUGAACAAGGGAAAAAUAAACACACUCAGCGUAAAAGUACAACAAACGCACAACGUGCGGACUCUCUAAUAACAUAGAGCACAAACUGACUGGCAACACCUGCUGACAUAGAACAACUACACACAACCACAAGACAGAAACAACGAGAACUUAAAGGACACAUAAUCAAGACGAAAUGAGCAACAGGUGUAACAAAUCAGACCAAACCAAACACACACAGACACAACGAACGAUGGCAGCUAGUACUCCGGGGACGACGACCGCCGAAGCCUGCCCGAACAAGGAGAAGGAGCAGCCUCGGCCGAAACUGUGACAGUACCCCCCCCUUGACGCGCGGCUCCAGCCGUGCGCCGACCCCGGCCUCGGGGACGACCAGGAGGACGCGGAGCAGGGCGCGUGGGAUGACCACGAUGGAACUCAGUCAGAAGAGACGGGUCUAAGAUAUCUCUCCUCGGCACCCAGCACCGCUCCUCCGGACCGUACCCCUCCCACUCCACGAGAUAUUGGAGACCCCCCAUCCGGCGUCUCGAAUCCAGGAUGGACCGAACUGUGUACGCCGGAGCCCCCUCGAUGUCUCUGCUAUCUCACACUCCUGGAGUGGACCAGCUACCACCGGCCUGAGGAGAGACACAUGGAACGAGGGGUUAAUAUUCUUAUACUCAAUAGGAAGUUGUAAUCUGUAACACACCUUGUUCAACCUCCUCAGGACUUUAAAAGGCCCCACAAACCGCCGACCCAGCUUCCGGCAGGGCAGGCGGAGGGGCAGGUUUCUGGUCAAGAGCCAGACUCGAUCUCCCGGUGCGUACACCGGUCCCUCACUGCGGUGGAGAUUGGCGCUCGCCUUGUGUCGACGGAUGGCCCGCUGCAGAUGUACGUGAGCAGCGUUCCACAUCUCCUCCGAGCGCCGCACCCACUCAUCCACCGCAGGGGCCUCGAUCUGGCUCUCAUGCCAAGGUGCCAGAACCGGCUGGUACCCUAACACACACUGGAAAGGGGUUAGUUUAGUGGAGGAGUGGCGGAGAGAGUUCUGUGCCAUCUCGGCCCAGGGAACAUAUCUCGCCCACGCCUCCGGCCGGCCCUGGCAAUACGACCUCAGAAACCUACCCACAUCCUGGUUUACUCAUUCAACCUGCCCAUUGCUCUCCGGGUGGUACCCCGAGGUAAGGCUCACCGAGACCCCCAAGCGCUCCAUGAACGCUCUCCAGACUCGAGAGAUAAACUGGGGGCCUCGAUCAGACACUAUAUCCUCGGGUACCCCGUAAUGCCGGAAGACGUGAGUGAAUAGUGCCUCAGCGGUCUGUAGGGCAAUGGGAAGACCCGGCAUGGGAAGGAGACGACAGGCCUUCGAGAACCGAUCCACAACGACCAGGAUGGUGGUAUUUCCCUGGGAGAGGGGAAGAUCAGUAACGAAAUCCACCGAGAGGUGAGACCAGGGUCGUUGUGGAACGGGCAGGGGUUGUAACUUACCCCUGGCCAAAUGUCUGGGUGCCUUACACUGGGCACAUACCGAACAGGAGGAAACAUAAACCCUCACAUCCUUGGCUAACGUUGGCCACCAGUACUUAGUGCUAAGGCAGUGCACCGUCCGGCCAAUCCCUGGAUGUCCAGAGGAGGGUGACGUGUGAGCCCAAUAUAUAAGUCGAUCCCGAACCUCGAACGGCACGUACGUCCGACCCACAGGACACUGUGGAGGGCUAGGAUCGGUACGCAACACCACCGGUGCCACCAGGCAAGAUGGCGGGAGUAUGGGCGUGGGCUCAACGGACCUCUCCUCCGUGUCAUACCGCCGGGACAGAGCAUCUGCCUUACCAUUCUGGGACCCAGGGAUGUACGUGAUCUUAAAAACGAACCGGGCCAGAAACAUAUUCCACCUAGCCUGGCGAGGGUUCAGUCUCCUAGCUGCCCGGAUGUACUCCAGGUUUCGGUGGUCUGUCAAAAUGAGGAAAGGGUGUUGAGCUCCCUCUAGCCAAUGCCUCCACACCUUUAGGGCCUGGACCACGGCUAGCAGCUCCCUGUCCCCCACGUCAUAAUUUCGCUCCGCCGGACUGAGCUUUUUAGAGUAAAAAGCACAGGGGCGGAGUUUCAGGGGCGUGCCAGAUCGUUGCGAGAGCACGGCCCCUAUACCGGCUUCAGACGCAUCUACCUCGACCUGGAAUGGGAGUGCGGGAUCCGGAUGCGUCAACACCGGCGCCGAGGUAAACAGGUCCUUCAGUCUCCCAAAAGCCCUAUCCGCCUCAGCAGACCACUGCAAGCGCACCGGACCUCCCUUUAGUAGAGACGUUAUGGGAGCUGCCACCUGUCCAAAACCCCGGCUAAACCUCCUGUAGUAAUUCGCAAAACCCAAGAACCGCUGCACCUCUUUAACAGUAGUUGGAGUUUGCCAAUUACGCACGGCCGACACACGGUCAACCUCCAUCUUAACCCCUGACGCAGAUAACUGAUAACCCAAAAAGGAGACAGAAUCCUGGAAAAACAGACAUUUCUCUGCCUUGACAUACAGAUCAUGCUCCAACAAUCUCCUCAAUACUCGGCGCACCAGGGCUACAUGCUCGGCUCGGGUAGAAGAAUACACUAGAAUGUCGUCAAUGUACACGACCACUCCCUGCCCCUGCAUAUCCCGGAAGAUCUCAUCAACGAAGGAUUGGAAGACUGAAGGAGAAUUCAUUAACCCGUAUGGCAUGACGAGAUACUCGUAAUGACCCAAGGUGGUACUAAAUGCUGUCUUCCAUUCGUCUCCCUCCCUAAUACGCACCAAGUUGUAUGCGCUCCUGAGAUCCAAUUUUGUGAAGAAACGCGCCCUGUGUAAAGACUCCGUCAUAGUCGCAAUCAGAGGGAGUGGAUAACUGUAUUUCACAGUAAUCUGAUUGAGACUGCGGUAAUCAAUACACGGGCGCAAACCUCCAUCCUUUUUCUUCACAAAAAAGAAACUCGAGGACGCAGGGGAAGUGGAGGGCCGUAUGUAUCCCUGUCUCAGAGACUCGGCUAUGUAAGUCUCCAUAGCUCUCUUCUCCUCUUGAGACAGAGGAUACACAUGGCUCCGCGGAAGCGCAGCUCCUACCUGGAGGUCUAUCGCACAAUCCCCCUGUCUAUGUGGUGGCAAUUGCGUCGCCUUCGCUUUACUAAACACAAUUGCUAAAUCAUCAUACUCGGGGGGAAUGUGCAAUGCCGGCAGUUGGUUUGGACUUUCCACCGAGGUCGCCCCUACGGAAACGCCCAGACAUCGCCCUACACACUGGACAGACCAGUCCUUGAGAGCCCUCUGUUGCCACGAAAUAGAGGGAUUAUGAGUAAUCAACCAGGGAAGCCCCAGCACCACCGGAUACGCAGGAGAGUCUAUAAGAUAUAGCUGAAUAGUCUCCUCAUGACCCUCCUGCGUCCCCAUCCUAAGUGGAGCUGUGACCUCCCUAAUCAACCCCGAUCCCAACGGACGGCUAUCUAAAGCAUGUACAGGGAAGGGACUACUGACUGGAAGGAGGGGAAUCCCUAACUCAGCACAAAAUCGCCGAUCUAUAAAAUUCCCAGCUGCGACUGAAUCUACUAGCGCCUUAUGCUGGGAAUGAGGUGCAACCUGUGGGAAGCAAACAGGUAUGGUUAGGUGAUCAACAGAGAGCUCUGGGUAAGUGGGGCGCCUACUCAGCUGGAGGGACUCCCCAGAGCGUGGCCUGCCGUCUCUCCCCCUAGGAGACCCCCCCCAGCACCUGGCCGCAGUGUGUCCUCCACGGCCACAGUAGGUACAGGGGUUGGUUCCCCUGGGGCUCCUUCUCCUCUCCUCUCUAGCGCAAGCACCCCCGAGCUCCAUAGGACUAGGCUCGGAGGUGCUGGAGGGUGGAAUGGACGACCCCCACUCAGGACGUCCGCGGGUGGCCAACAGGGUGUCGAGGCGAAUGGCCAUGUCAACUAACUGGUCAAACGUGAGGGUGGUGUCCCUGCAGGCCAACUCACGACGGACGUCCUCCCGUAGGCUGCAGCGGAAGUGGUCUAUGAGGGCCCGCUCAUUCCACCCUGCGUCUGCCGCUAGAGUCCGGAACUCCAGUGCAAAAUCCUGUGCGCUCCUCUUCCCCUGUCGGACGUAGAAUAGACGUUCUCCUGCCGCCUUCCCCUCAGGUGGAUGGUCGAAUACAGCCCUGAAGCGACGGGAGAACUCUGCAUAGGUGAUCGUCGCGGGGUCUAUUCUCCUCCAUUCGGCGUUGGCCCACUCCAACGCCUUGCCGGUGAGACAGGAGAUGAGGGUGGAAACGCUCUCGUGUCCCGAGGGCACCGGGUGUACGGUGUCGAGGUAGAGUUCUACUUGUAGGAGGAAACCUUGACACCCGGCAGCGGUACCAUCAUACGCCCUCGGGAGCGAGAGCCGAAUCCCACUGGGUUCCGGAGCGUGGACUAAGGGACUGACCGGUGCUGGUGGUACUGUGGAAGGAGGCGUGGGUGCCCAACUGGUCUCCAGACGAUGCAGGGUAUUCAUUACUCCUUGUAAUGCGAUGGUGAUCUGGGCUAUCCUGUCAUCCUGUCCGCGGACGCGCUCCUCCAAUGACUCGGUCGCUGCUGCUGCUCCUGCUGAUUCCAUGGAUGGUGUGUAGUUCUGUCAAGGCCAGGCGUAGGUGUGGUGUGGAAUCAAUUGCAGGAUGCAGAUGCAAGUCCAAAAACACUUUAAUAAAGUCCACAGAAACAACGGCUAUAAACCGAGCCGGUUGAACAAGGGAAAAAUAAACGCACUCAGUGUAAAAGUACAACAAACGCACAACGUGCCGACUCUCUAAUAACAUAGAGCACAAACUGACUGGCAACACCUGCUGACAUAGAACAACUACACACAACCACAAGACAGAAACAGGUGUAACAAAUCAGACCAAACCAAACACACACAGACACAACGAACGGUGGCAGCUAGUACUCCGGGGACGACGACCGCCGAAGCCUGCCCGAACAAGGAGAAGGAGCAGCCUCGGCCGAAACCGUGACAAUGUUGACUUGUGUUGACUUUAAUGAAUUAGACUUGAUGUGUGUUUCCCAUUGGACAGGCAUCCUGACCAAGCCUGACCUGGUAGACAAAGGCACAGAGGAGACGGUGGUGGACAUAGUUCAUAAUGAGGUUAUCCACCUGACUAAGGGCUACAUGAUAGUCAAGUGCAGAGGCCAGAAGGAGAUCAUGGAGCGAGUCUCACUGACCGAGGCCACAGAGAGGGAGAAGGCUUUCUUCACAGAGCACGCUAAUCUCAGGUCGGUCCUCUGGGUUGAAGUCUGCCUUAGAUUUUAAAAGCUGUCUUGGAAAGCAUGAAGCAAAUUUGAUCAAAUGCCUAUUUUUCAACACUCAUAAAAUGUGUUAGUUUUUAAUUGAAUUGUGUACCUGUGUGGUAACCAAACUAUUUGCCAUGUUGUGAAAAAAAUGUAUUUUUCAAACCUUUCUGCAGCACACUUUAUGAUGAGGGCUAUGCCACUAUCCCUAAACUGGCUGAAAAAUUAACUCUUGAACUGGUGCAUCAUAUCGAGGUAAAUUCCUCUUCCAUUACAUUUCACUGCAUAAAAUCUUAUACAUUUGUUACUGAGUGACUGUUGCCAUAAGCCAUGACUCUGCGUUGUGCCGUUUAGAAAUCCCUGCCUCGUCUAGAAGAGCAGAUUGAGGCAAAGCUGGCAGAGACGCAUGCCGAGCUGGAAAGAUAUGGUACUGGACCACCUGAGGACUGUGCAGACAGGAUGUACUUCCUGAUCGACGUGAGUCCCCCAGCCUGCAACCCACAGAUGAUUCAGUUACCCUCUCCUUCACGCCGCUCUGGCCAUGACCCAAACUCACAACAGCCAUGUUAGUCUUUGUUAGCAAAACUUGUCAAUUCAGGAAAACAUUUGAAAGUUGAUUAAAUCUUAUCCAUACAGUGAGGAAAAAAAGUAUUUGAUCCCCUGCUGAUUUUGUAAGUUUGCCCACUGAAAAAGAAAUGAUCCGUCUAUAAUUUUAAUGGUAGGUUUAUUUGAACAGUGAGAGACAGAAUAACAACAAAAUAAUCCAGAAAAACGCAUGUCAAAAAUGUUAUAAAUUGAUUUGCAUUUUAUUGAGGGAAAUAAGUAUUUGACCCCUCUGCAAAACAUUAGUACUUGGUGGCAAAACCCUUGUUGGCAAUCACAGAGGUCAGACGUUUCUUGUAGUUGGCCACCAGGUUUGCACACAUCUCAGGAGGGAUUUUGUCCCACUCCUCUUUGCAGAUCUUCUCCAAGUCAUUAAGGUUUCGAGCCUGACGUUUGGCAACUCGAACCUUCAGCUCCCUCCAAAGAUUUUCUAUGGGAUUAAGGUCUGGAGACUGGCUAGGCCACUCCAGGACCUUAAUGUGCUUCUUCUUGAGCCACUCCUUUGUUGCCUUGGCCGUGUGUUUUGGGUCAUUUUCAUGCUGGAAUACCCAUCCACUACCCAUUUUCAAUGCCCUGUCUGAGGGAAGGAGGUUCUCACCCAAGAUUUGACGGUACAUGGCCCCGUCCAUCGUCCCUUUGAUGCGGUGAAGUUGUCCUGUCCCCUUAGCAGAAAAAAAACCCCAAAGCAUAAUGUUUCCACCUCCAUGUUUGACGGUGGGGAUGGUGUUCUUGGGGUCAUAGGCAGCAUUUCUCCUCCUCCAAACACGGCGAGUUGAGUUGAUGCCAAAGAGCUCCAUUUUGGUCUAAUCUGACCACAUAACUUUCACCCAGUUCUCCUCUGAAUCAUUCAGAUGGUCAUUGGCAAACUUCAGACGGGCAUGUACAUUUUUUUACAUUUUACGUCAUUUAGCAGACGCUCUUAUCCAGAGCGACUUACAGUGAGUGCAUACAUCGGGAGUUGAGUGGCGCAGUGGUAUAUGUGGUUUCUUGAGCAGGGGGACCUUGCGGGCGCUGCAGGAUUUCAGUCCUUCACGGCGUGGUGUGUUACCAAUUGUUUUCUUGGUGACUAUGGUCCCAGCUGCCUUGAGAUCAUUGACAAGAUCCUCCCGUGUAGUUCUGGGCUGAUUCCUCACCGUUCUCAUGAUCAUUGCAACCCCACGAGGUGAGAUCUUGCAUGGAGCCCCAGGCCGAGGGAGAUUGACAGUUAUUUUGUGUUUCUUCCAUUUGCGAAUAAUCGCACCAACUGUUGUCACCUUCUCACCAAGCUGCUUGGCGAUUGUCUUGUAGCCCAUUCCAGCCUUGUGUAGGUCUACAAUCUUGUCCCUGACAUCCUUGGAGAGCUCUUUGGUCUUGGCCAUGGUGGAGAGUUUGGAAUCUGAUUGAUUGAUUACUUCUGUGGACAGGUGUCUUUUAUACAGGUAACAAGCUGAGAUUAGGAGCACUCCCUUUAAGAGUGUGCUCCUAAUCUCAGCUCGUUACCUGUAUAUAAGACACCUGGGAGCCAGAAAUCUUUCUGAUUGAGAGGUGGUCAAAUACUUAUUUCCCUCAUUAAAAUGCAAAUCAAUUUAUAACAUUUUUGACAUGCGUUUUUCUGGAUAUCUUUGUUGUUAUUCUGUCUCUCACUGUUCAAAUAAACCUACCAUUAAAAUGAUAGACUGAUCAUUUCUUUGUCAGUGGGCAAACGUACAAAAUCAGCAGGGGAACAAAUACUUUUUUCCCUCACUGUAGCUGUUUCUCUUUACACAUCUACCCUCCCAUGUAUCUAAUAACGUAUCUUUCUGUGUCUCAGAAAGUGACUGCGUUCACCCAUGAUGCCAUCAACCUGACUGCUGGGGAGGAGCUGAAAAGCGUAGUUCGUCUCAACGUCUUCUACACACUCAGAAAAGAGUUUAGGAAUUGGAAGUUACACCUGGAUCGCUCUGGAGAAAACUGUGAGUUCACCUUUAUCAUGCACCGAUGCAACCUUUAAAAAAAAGGCUAAUUUCAGUGAGUUGGAUAACAAAGAAUUGCUAUUUGAAUUGAGAUUGAUUUUAAUUUCACAUGGAAGGCUCACACACUUGCUUAUUUAGUGUAAUGUAGUGACAUCUUUUUUUAUAUUGCAGUUAACAAGAAGAUUGAGAAAGAAGUGGCUGAUUAUGAGAAGACGUACCGUGGAAGGGAGCUCCCAGGGUUCAUCAACUACAAGACCUUUGAGGUGAUGGUGAAGGACCAGAUCAAACAACUGGAGGAACCAGCAGUCAAGAAGCUGAAGGAGAUAUCAGGUACAAUCUAUAUUUGAGAAUGUUAUUUUUUACCUAUACUGAAACCCAUUAAGUGAUUUUAUUUAAUAUGGUGGCCCUAUUUGCCAAACUAUGAAGCCAAGAUGAUUUAUGUAUAUUUUCCAUCCAAGAAUGUAAUCUGUCGUUGAGUCAUAUGUGUCACAGUGAUGCUAUGGUAUUUCUUCCCUUCUCUAGAUGCCGUUAGGAAGGUGUUCUUACUGCUGGCUCAGAGCAGCUUCACUGGAUUUCCUAACCUCCUGAAAUCAGCUAAGGUAUACAGUAUAUCAUUUUUUUAAUGCCAUUUGGCAGACACUUUUAUCAAAAGCGACUUACAGUCAUGUGUGCAUACAUUUUUACGUAUGGGUGGUCCCGGGGAUCGAACCCACUACCCUAGCGUUACAACCGCCAUGCUCUACCAAUUGAGCUACAGAGGACCAUGCAAUAUUAAUGUCACCAUUUAUCCCUGAUAUUCCCACAGUUGGUCAUUGACCUGUAUGUGAAUGAGAUGGCUGACAUGCACAACUACAUUUAUCUCCUGUUGAAUGAUUGUUGUUUGUUUGAACUACAGACAAAGAUUGAGGCCAUUAAGCAGGUGAAUGAGUCUACAGCUGAGUCCAUGUUGAGGACUCAGUUCAAGAUGGAGCUGAUAGUGUACACACAGGACAGCACCUACAGCCACAGCCUGAGUGAGAGGAAGAGGGAGGAGGAAGAGGAAGAGGACGAUGACCUUCCCAUACCUGAGAUAAGGAGUACUAUCUUCAGCACAGACAACCAUGCCACCCUACAGGAGAUGAUGCUGCACCUCAAGUCCUAUUACUGGGUAAGUACUGUGUAAAUCACCAUCUUGGCCUAACACCCUAAACAAGAACCUACCUGUAUUUCCACUAGCUCUUCUGACUAGGGAUAAGAGGGCACUAACUCAGAGAUUGAAUAAAACUGCUGACUCUUUAAUUUAUUUAUUCACCAAUUCCCUGAAAGCUAGAUUAUAUAAUUGCAUGUAAAUGUGCUAUAACAUUAUACAAUUCAGUGUGUGUGAACCAACCAUUGUUAGGGGCCUAAACCUUGAAUGGGACAAAAGUGAUGGUAGAUCACUAUAUCCAUCUAUAUCUGUCAUUUUAAUAAUAGGUGUUUUGUCUUGUCUGUCUCUUUAUCUUUGCCAGAUUGCCAGUCAGCGUCUGGCUGAUCAGAUUCCCAUGGUGAUCCGUUACCUGGUGUUGCAGGAGUCUGCUUUCCAGCUGCAGAGAGAGAUGCAUCAGAUGCUGCAGGAGAAGAGCAACAUCGAGUACCUGCUGAAGGAGGACUUUGACAUCGGCAGCAAGAGGGCUGCACUGCAGAGUAAGCUCAAACGCCUGAUGAAGGCACGCAGCUACCUAGUGGAGUUCUAGUAUGGACAGCUGCUUGUUAACAUUUAGGAUGGCCUUGUCUAAUGUCAGAUAGCUUGGUUAAUGGAAGUAGGCCUACGUGUGCUUUGCAUUGAGGUUUGGGGUAGACUGUAAUCUAAGUUAUAAUAAAGUUACUAUGCAAUC